Molecule: messenger RNA, 1356 nt
Organism: Penicillium canescens
Lineage: Eukaryota; Fungi; Ascomycota; Eurotiomycetes; Eurotiales; Aspergillaceae
Product: serine hydrolase domain-containing protein
Exons: 4
Coding region: 1-1356 (451 amino acids)
Source: RefSeq, a predicted model, not a curated record
AUGGAUUCCUUGGAUCAGAUAGUUGCUCAAUUUAUGAAGCCCAACGGUCCCAACCAUCGCCCACUGCAAGGACCUAUUACCCUGGGCGCUGUGAACAAAGACGGCACGUUCGAGUACGUGAAAUCAUUUGACUGUGCCAAUGACAAGAAUAUUGAGCAACCCUCGGGUAAACCGAUCUAUCACAUCGCGUCAUGCACCAAACUUAUCACGACAAUUGCAGUCCUGCAAUGUGUCGAAAAGGGCCUAUUGGCGUUAGACAGCGACAUCUCCAAUAUCCUCACCGAAUUCCAAAAUCCGAAGGUUCUUGUCCGGUUUGACGAGGACGGAGACCCUGUCUUGGAAGAUAGCAAAGGCGUUGUAACGCUUCGUCAUCUACUAACUCAUUCGAGCGGAAUGGCAUACGGAUUUGAAAAUAUGCAUCCCGAUCUGGCUCGGUUAGAGAAAUUGAGAAACCGCAAAACACUUGAGGGCGGAACAGUUGUAAGACAUCCGAGUGACAGCCCCAACUUCGCACUUCUACUAGAGAUAUUUGGGUUCGACAUUACUCAGCAAAUUGUUGAUGCGAUGUACAGGCGGAAUCUUUCGAACCCAUACUUAUACGCCAUCCAGGGGAGAAAUGGGAGUACUCCCCUGGUAUUGAUUGGGCUGGAAAAAUGGUUCGUCUACCAUGAACAUUCAUUCCUCCUGGUUCCUAACGAUUUUCUUAAUUCAUCUCAGGUCGAACGAGUCAACGGUGGCAUCAAACUAGGUGAUUAUAUGCAGCACCACAUCUUCGAUCCACUCGGCAUCAACGACAUCACUUUUUAUUCCGACCGCCAUGACAUACAAGAGAGGCUAGUGCAAUGCUGGGAGCGCUCAGAAAGUGAGGGCUUGAAGAAGGUCCGUUUGAGCAAGCGGCCGUACCCUGCUAAAGAACAUUUUGGUGGUGGCGGGCUGUUUGCUAGCGCCACGGAUUUACUGAAAGUAUAUGGAGCUAUCUUGCGAAAGGAUAAAAAGGUUCUGGGUAAAGAGAUGGUCGAUUUAAUGUUCAAGCCACAAUUGCAACAUACAGUUGGACUUGACAAUUUAUCAGACAGCCAUCCAUCUUACAGGAAUAGUAUCUUGAACUCGAUCCCAACCUCGACACCAAUCAACUUUGGACUCGGAGGUCUGCUCAACUUGCAAUCCGUGGUAGGACACCGAGGUUCGCAUUCGCUGACGUGGUCGGGCAUGGCAAACUGCUAUUGGUGGAUAGAUCCUCGUAACGGCAUCGCUGGAGUAUAUCUCUCACAGAUGAUUCCCUCCGGUGAGCCGGACGCAAUUGCGCUUCUGUCAAAGUUUGAAGAGACAGUUUACUCAUCUGUCGCUAGUAAAUAG